This is a messenger RNA of Carcharodon carcharias (great white shark), 1017 nucleotides long. RefSeq names its product zona pellucida-like domain-containing protein 1. Gene Ontology annotation, cellular component: cell surface. The record is from RefSeq and is a predicted model, not a curated record. Lineage: Eukaryota; Metazoa; Chordata; Chondrichthyes; Lamniformes; Lamnidae. The transcript is spliced from 9 exons. Bases 1 to 1017 code for a protein of 338 amino acids.
AUGGAUAUGAGAUAUUUGGAACUUUCAAAAGUCUUUGAUCUUUCAACAAAUGAAGACAUUUCUGUUCAGUGUGGAGUUCAGGUCAUCCAAUUAUCCAUUAACAUUUGCCCUCUGCACUUUGCUGGCUUUGAUCCUUUGACCUUAGCUCUGAAUGGCCAACAUGAUGACCCACAUUGUACAGGCAGAGUGGACAGUUCACUUAGUCCUCCCUUAAUUCGAUAUUCGUUCAUUAUCAAUGACACUGGCCUCAGCAGCUGUUCUAAUAAUUUCCAAAUUCUUGAUGAAGGGCCUGGAACUGGAGCCUUGGGCCAAUUUUCCAAUCUCCAAUCUGUUGUCAUAUCUGGUUUCAUUGAUUCCCCAAACAAUGGUAUGUCAGUGAUCAGUUACAGUCCAGACGUCUUCUUCAAAUUCUCCUGCAAAUACCCACUCGAAUAUAUCCUCAACAACACAAAGCUCAAAAUCUCUUCAAUUUCGAUAGCAGUGGCCACGAGUAAUGGCAGCUUCAGCAGCUCUCUCACUCUGCAGCUGUACAAUGAUGAGAGCUUCACUUCGCCACUGAUUAUCCCUGAAUCAGGGCUCCCGCUCAGAUACAAGGUUUAUGUUGAAGUCAGCAUUGGAAAUCUAACUGCGAAUUUUAAUGUCCUAUUGGAACACUGUUUUGCCACACCAUCACCGUUCAACAUGUCUGCACUAGAUACUGGAUACACCUUCUUCAUUGGGUGCAACAUCACUCCUCACACAAAUAUCAUCACGAACGGUAUCAGCCAGGAAUCACGGUUUGUUUUUGAUGCGUUCCGCUUUACUGAGCACAGUGACAGGGAACUCUCUACAAUCUACGUGCACUGCGUCACCAGACUGUGCGAAGCUAAAUCCUGUCACACAUUGCUAAAGGGCUGCUUCAGAGCUGGGAAGAAGGGGCAAAGACGAGAAGAUUUCCCCCCUGAAAGAGUAACAACAGAAACCUUCACAGUUUCAUCUGGACCCAUUUACACCAGUGAAGCAGACUUCGAUGAAUGA